AUGGUUCCACUCUCACUCCUUGUCGGCCAGUUCUCAGGGUGCGUUGCUCCCACGUGCUUUCUACUUGGUGCUUGCACUAUUUUCGGUCUCUCUGUUCUUUCUCUCUCUGCCUCUACCGCUUCUUCUCUCGCAACGCGCAAGAGACCGAGAUCGAGAUCUCUCCCGCGAACCUCGUACACAAGACGAAAUUCCGCAACAAUGGGCACCAACGUUCUCGUCAGGAUUUGCGGGCCAAAGCUCUUGCGCGCCGCGAUGACCGAGCAAAAAUCAUGGAUCACCGUCAGCAGGUGUCUCAGUGUCUCUAGUACCACAAUGUCGCGCAGUAUGCUGAAGGAUUCGCCAAAUGCGGCGUUGGACAAAACUCUGUUGCAAAAGUACCUCGAUCUGCCCCAACCGGAGGAUGCGAUCCAGGCGAAGUACAUCUGGAUUGACGGUACUGGCGAAGGAUUGCGUAGCAAGACCAGAACCGUGAACUUUUUACCGAAACAUCCUUCCGACCUGCCCACGUGGACUUACGACGGCAGCUCGACGUACCAGGCCGACGGUGCCAACAGUGAUAUAUUUCUCUACCCGGUGGCGAUUUAUAACGAUCCCUUCCGUCGCGGUAACAACAAGCUCGUGCUCUGCGACACUUACUACAGCGAUAAGACGCCAACCAAGUCAAACAAGCGAUAUCGCGCGAAUCAGGCGAUGGAGACUAUUAAGGAUCAGGAACCAUGGUUUGGUAUCGAGCAGGAGUACACUCUUUUGGACUUCGAUGGUAGGCCUCUCGGUUGGCCCAAGAACGGCUUCCCGGGCCCACAGGGCCCUUACUACUGCGGCGUCGGCGCUGACAAGGUAAUCGGUCGUGAGAUCGUCGAGGCUCACUACAGGGCCUGCCUCUACGCCGGCGUGAAGCUCGCGGGGACCAACGCCGAGGUGAUGCCCUCGCAAUGGGAGUUCCAGGUGGGACCGUGCACGGGCAUUAACGCCGGAGAUGAUCUGUGGAUGGCCCGAUUCAUUUUGCACCGCAUCGCCGAGGAAUACGGCGUGAUCGUUACCCUGGACCCAAAACCGGUGGACGGCUCGUGGAAUGGCGCCGGUGCCCACACCAACUUCUCGACGAAGCCGAUGCGCGGCGAGAACGGCAUCGCCGAGAUCGAGAAGGCUAUCGACAAGCUUAGCAAGCAACAUCUCAGGCACAUCCAGGCCUACGACCCGCGCGGAGGGAAGGACAACGAGCGUAGGCUGACCGGCAAGUGCGAGACCAGCAAUAUUCAUGACUUUAGCGCCGGGGUGGCCAAUCGAAACGUCAGCAUUCGCAUUCCCCGUGGCGUCGCCGAGGAUAAGAAGGGCUACCUGGAGGACAGGAGGCCUAGCAGUAACUGCGAUCCCUACUCCGUUUGCGACGCCCUGGUCCGUACCUGCGUGCUCAACGAAUAAUAAAGCCGCGGCGCAACGAGGGCGCGUGUGGAAGACACGCCGGACCGACACGCACACACCCGCAUACACCUGGAGCGUACAAUUACUUGUAGAACUUAGAAUCCUGUCUGUUUUCCCAUCUGGAACGGUGGUUAAUAAUGUUGAAUUUAUUUAGCGGAACGAAAAAUCUGAGCAUUCAACGUCUUAAGUACCAGUUCAAAAUGUUUCACUGCAGGUUCUACAUAAACGAAAUUUGUCAUUAACGAUCAGGCAGGGUAUUACCGAAAGAGAAUCGAGCGGUUAGUGUUAUAAAAUUAACUCGGUCCUCUUUCGCUGUUUUAUGAAUAAGAUAUUAUUGUUUAGAGAAGGACACGUUAUGAAUAAGAUAUUGUUUAGAGGAGGGCAGAACGGAUCAUUGAUACGUAAUCGAUUUAUUUGGACUGUCGAUGCACCUCGGCCGUAUUCAUAGUCAGGAUAUAAAUAUUAGGUAAUUCUAAGGCGAGCCUGUAAUUAUAAGUGCGAAGCAUAUGUUACUGUUCAAGUUAUCGCAUUAAAUCCCUUCCUAAAGCUCGCCUUUUUAUAGAUUUUAUAAUACCAUUUUAGAAAACGGCAUAAGAACAAAGAGAAAGGAGAAAGAAAAAGUUUAUAGCGCCACGCGUUGUUCGAAAAUAGCAUAAACAAUAAAGUACAAUACAUAUAAAAAUUAAAAAAUUAUAUAAAAACAAGUAAACGAAUUAACAAAGGAAGCUCAUGACGCACCAAUCUUCAUACAUGCAUCGACCUCUUUUGCGCGUAAGAAGCUAUUAAACAAUGGAACAAAUUGUACAACAAAUGCGAAAGUCUACUUUUUUAGGAAAGAAAUUUAAUCCUAAAAUUCUAACAUUGUUAUGCUAUUUUUUAAAUAUAUUUUAUAAUUCAAUUUUUAUUAACUUUAGAGUUUGACUAUUACCAGCUUUAUCAAUAUUAUUCUCAACUUUUUAUUUUUAAAUCCGAUUAACUUUAAAUUCAAAUAGCAUCAUAGAUAAAUUCACACGCAUGAAAAAAAAAUAUAUAUGUAUAAUAAGCAUACAAUACGUUUACAAGCUAUAUACGUGCAGUCGCUUAUAAAUAAUGUAUGUUAUAUGGAUUACAAGCGACUGUGGACUAGAGUGAGAUGCUUAGAACAAGUUAUCACUUGAAUCGACGUCUCACUUGCUUCAAUAUCAAAUUAAUAUGAAUACUGUAUGAAUCGAGGCGUUUGCAUUAUAUUUUUGUAUAUAAUUGCAUAUAUUGCAGCUAGAUAUAUUGUAAUUACUGUGCAUUAACUAAAUAGCGUGUAGAAGAAAAAAAAUAAGAACUAAACUGUCGCUUACUUAAUAGUCCGAAUUAUUAAUGUGGUAUGGAAAGGUAAGCCAAGUUGUUUAACGCCCGGAAAGUUCUAGAUAAAAAUUUUAAACAUUUUAAAAUGUUUCAUAAGUAUUUGUUAUUUUAUAUUUAACAGCAAUGUUGCGUGUUUAAAAUAAAAUUACAAGAGAUCGAGAUUUUUAUAAUAAACAGCUUCACUACUAACUAAACUUGUACUCUCUCAUAUCACAUUCCUUGCCUUGAACAUCAUUUUUAUUAAAAUUAAUAUUGUGUUUUCCAGAUAAUAUUGUUAUUUAGAAAAAUGUACAGUAAUUACAAGACUGAUGCAGUUUGUCAAGAAAAGAAAUUUAUUAUCUUCCCUAGAAAUAUAAUUUUCACUAUUCAAAUAUAAUUUUGUCCUUAAAAUGACAUAUUUGAGAAAUACGUAUUUUAUUGAAAAUCUUAUUAAUAAGAUUAAAUGUAUAUAUAAAUGUAUAUUAAAAAUACCUUAUCAGGAUCUGACGAUUAAAAAAAUAUUUCAAGAGAAACGAAAGUAAUCAUAUCGGUUCCGAAUAUCCUCGUUACAAAAUUAAGAAUAAGACUAACUCGAGAAAAAUUAAAAAGAAAAUUUUUGCAGGAAAUAAUGUUUUCGAUUUAAGCUUGUGGACUACGAAUACGGCCCAAAAAUGUAGCCGAUGCUGAUUGUAAAUUUUCGUUUAUUCAGAUUUAACACGAGAGAAUCGUGUUCAGUGUUAUUAAAUUCUAAGCGUCACUGUAAAUGUAAAGAUCAUCGAACUUCGAAGUAGAUCCAUGUCUAGCACACUUUUUAAUAUUGUUAAAUUAUCCGACCUAUCAACCAAUUCUGAAUUUUAUGACGUUACGGCGUGAAAAUUGCGUUUAAUAUUAAAUUUAUCCAGAAGGCAAUGUAGACGCGUGCGAGAUCUAGGCAGUGGCAAGAUCUGAGGAAUAAAUCUAAGGGUGAGGUAC
Messenger RNA from Vollenhovia emeryi, 3711 nucleotides. RefSeq names its product glutamine synthetase 2 cytoplasmic (gene Gs2). Bases 1 to 1422 code for a protein of 473 amino acids. The transcript is spliced from 4 exons. Gene Ontology annotation, cellular component: cytoplasm. Gene Ontology annotation, molecular function: glutamine synthetase activity. Lineage: Eukaryota; Metazoa; Arthropoda; Insecta; Hymenoptera; Formicidae. The record is from RefSeq and is a predicted model, not a curated record.